AUGUUCAUGAAAGCUAGUGUCGAAGAACGACAAACGUUAGCUCUGAAGUUAUCACUGUGCUGGAACUGUCUGCGUCCAAGCCAUCAGAAAAAUCAAUGUACUAUGGAUAAAGUAUGUAAGGUGUGUCAAGCGAAACACCAUACGUUGUUGCAUUUACCUGAAUCCACGGUAGACAAUAGUAACGUGAACACACCUCCGGCAACAUCAUCUACAACCUUUGAAACCAUAGCAGCCCAUGGAACAUCACGUUCACUGUCGUUAGUACUUCUGUCUACGGCGUUGGUACGUGUACAUGGACCUAAUGGACAAAAUGAACUGUGUCGUGCGCUGUUGGACUCUGCUUCACAAUCACACUUUAUUACCAGCUCAUUAGCUACUAGGUUAGGUCUAGAAUGUCAUAGAUCAACCAUUGUUGUGGGAGGGAUCUCCAAUGCCACUACUAAUGUGUCUGAAGUCACAUCAUUUCGUAUCGCAACAGAUAUCAGCUAUACGUUAAAUGCACUGGUCGCUCCAUGUGUCACAGUGGAUUUACCUACCACAAAAUUGAAUGUUGAUCAUUGGACACAUCUACAAGACUUCUCUUUAGCUGAUCCACUAUUUCACACACCAGGAAAAAUUGAAUGA
Molecule: messenger RNA, 624 nt
Organism: Macrosiphum euphorbiae (potato aphid)
Lineage: Eukaryota; Metazoa; Arthropoda; Insecta; Hemiptera; Aphididae
Source: the annotation of a GenBank genome assembly